AUGACACUCUCAAAACUAAAAUUUAAGGAUAAACUAAUACAAAAGGGAAUACAGACGAAUGAGCAAUUGAAGAGAUUACAAGCCUUACAGAAAGAGUUAUCCGAAUGGGAUCAGGAUCAAAUUGAACCGACUUCCGUCCACGGCGUCGCUAAGCAGUUACUGGACAAAUCGCUACUUUUACACAAAGAUAAACACAUUAAAGCUUUAGUAGCGGCUUCUUUCGUCGAUAUCUUGCGUAUAUGCGCACCUGACGCGCCAUACACUCUCCCAGAGCUCAAGGACAUAUUUGCGUUCAUUUUUAGACAAGUAGCACACCUUUGGAAACCACCGAAGGAUAAGAGACAAAAUGAUGUACAGUGUUAUCAAGAAUAUUACUAUAUCCUCAGAACAAUGGCAGACGUCAGUUGCGUCGUUCUCGUCUGCGAUUUACCAAACGCUGAUGACAUUAUAAAUGACGUAUUUAAAGACUUCCUCUCUGGUAUACGUCCAGAUACAUCACCCCGUUUACAGGGCUUCAUGGCAGACAUAUUGUCUCAAUUGAUUGACGAAUCAAAUUCAAUCCCAACCGAUAUCAUUGAAGCUAUGUUGAUUGCAUUUUCUGACAAAACUGCAAAAAUCAACCCAGCGAAACACAAACUUGUAGUUGAAGUUUGUAAUAGAACUUCGGAGAGAUUGCAAAAGAGCGUAUGUCAAUACUUCAAUGAGAUUCUUCUCAAGGUUCUCGACGAAGAGUACAGUGAACAGACAUUUGAUGAAGUUAUCGGUGCUCACAAAAUAAUAAGAUCAAUACAUAGACAUUCACCAAGAAUAUUACUUAGUACAAUUCCCCAAAUAGAAGCUGAACUGUUAUCUGAAAAUAACGAUCUACGCGAUGUUGCUACACGUACAUUAGGUAGGAUGUUAGGAGAACCAACGUCAGAUAAUGCGUAUUCAUCACUAGCAAAGGAGCAUCCAAAUACUUUCAGGGCGUGGAUUGAUAGAAGAAGAGAUAUGUCACCAUCAAUAAGAGCAGUUAUCGUUGAGCACGCACCAUCAAUUAUUCUUACACAUCCACAACUUAGUAAUGAGAUAAUUACCACAGUCUCAGACAAGCUCCGUGAUUUCGAUGAUAAAGUGAGAGCAACAGCUUGUCAAUUUUUCCAAAAGAUCACCUACGAGAUUGCAUUAACCUACACGUCGAGAAGCACGCUAGAUGAGCUGGCAUUGAGAUGUAAAGAUAAGAAAGCUGUAGUCAGACAAGAAGCAUUUGAAAGUUUAGCUAGAAUGUAUAGUUUAGCUUACGCUGAUAUUAAUCUCGGCAACGUGAAUGCUUCAGAGAAAUUUGGAUGGAUUCCUAGAGCUAUUCUUGCCCCACUACAUAUUAGUUUCCCGGCUCAAGCAGCUAGUAUCAAAUUACAAGUGGAGAGGACGCUCGUCAAGUAUAUCUUACCACUCAAUGCUGAAUCUGAAGUCGCUUGGGUUGAUCGCUUCCUGAAAGUUUACGAAGUUUUAAGUGACGAUGAGAAGAAAGCGCUUUUAACUUUGACAGGUGUUUGUAAUAGCGCGCAACGACUUUACACAAUUCGUUAUGUUGAAUGUUGUGAGGAGUUCAACAAUGAUAGAGAUGACAAGGAGAAAAAGGAGCGUAUCUUAUCAUAUAUCAAACUUGUCAGUUCUUUAUUCCCAGAGGAUUCAAAAGCUUCAACUGAUUUGCAAGAAUUUGUCAAACUGAAUGAAACUCGUUUAUACAAGACUCUGAAAAUUGCCAUGGAUCCUCAGCAAUGUGAUUUCAAAACCUUGCAGAAGUGCCAAGCUGAGCUUCACCGUCGUCUUGAACAGAUAUCUGGUAACAACAAGACACUACCAAGUACAUUUGAUGCCCUCCUUCUCAAAUCAACUUAUCAGUUCGUCAACAAAUCUUCUAUUCCACAUCUACUCAAGAAGUACGUUAAUGGUAGCAUGUCAGCACACAGUGUACUCUUAGCAAUCGCUAAAUUUACACCACUCAUGUUCAAAAACCACAUAAGUGAACUUGUGAAACAAAUAAAUGACGAGCGUUCAGCCUUGGUGGCUUUACGUUCACUAGCUGCUAUCGCGAAAGCUGAUAGGAGUUCCAUUCCAACAGAGAAACGCUUCACUGAUCGUCUCAUACGCUUUGCGAAUCAAGGGUCACAUGAAGAAAUCAAAUUUGCAACGCGUAUUCUUUCAUACGUUGAUAGUGCACAGGAAACACUUAAGAAUAUUACACAAGCUACUAUAAAUGAUUUGAGUUUAACCAACGAAGAAGGCUUGAUGAAGCGUAUGUCGUUCUUGGCUGAAGUGGCCAAAUCUUCGCCCGACAUUGUCCAAGACCAAGUAGAAGCGAUGUAUGAGUUCAUCAGCAAUGAUCUCAUGCAACGUCCGCAUAAUUCUGUCGAUCCAGAUGUCGAUAUUGAUAUGGAAUGGGUUGACGAUGAAGACAGGAUCGAUGCACUCACUUUCGCGAAAGUGGAUGCACUUCGUCUUUGCACAUACAUCACUAAGAUGAAGAGCGACAACCCAGAUCAGGAAGUAGAGAUGGCAAAAACAGUAGGACAGCUUUUCUCCAAGAUUUUGCGUAAAAAAGGUGAUGUCUUGACAUUAGUUGAAGAAGAGGAGAUGGAUUCAGAUGUUAAAAACGAUGAUGAAGAGAAAUACCAACUACCUGCUUUUGUACGCUCUAGAUUACGUCUUAGGACACUCCUUAGUUUGCUCAAAAUGGCACAAGAUGAGAGAUUAGAGAAAGAGAUCGUUAGAUCGAAGUUCUUAUUGAUGUCGGUUGCUGUACAAGAUGUCGCCUACUCUGUUCGCAGGAUUUAUCUUGAUAAACUUGUCAAAUACCUAGCACGUUUCAAGAUUCCUUACCAUUAUAACGUCUACGUGUUCCUUACUGCACAUGAACCAGUACCAGAUAUUACGACAAGCAGUCAAAUCUACGUGCAAUCCAUGCUACGUCGUCAACCGCCAAAAGUACGACUUAACGCGUUUGAAAUGAUUUUCUACCGUUUGCUUCACACCUUGGCUCACCAUCCUGACUUCUCUUCUCAUCCAGCUGACAUAGAAGCAACAUCAAAAUAUAUUAAUUUUUACCUUGAGAUGGUUGCAACGAUCGAGAAUAUCAGCUUGUUGUAUUAUCUAGCUGGUAGACUUAAAACGGUCAGAGAUAUAACAACCAAGGAUAACAGCAUAAAUCUUUACAUCCUCAGUGAACUCGGUCAGCAUCUUACUAGCACAUUGGCAAACCAGAGAAAGUGGACACUUGCAUCUUAUGAAGGCAAAGUAAAGCUUGCAACUGAUAUAUUCAAACCACUCCCAAGCAGCGAAGUUCAGCGUGAGAUAAGUCAGAAAGUUUAUCUCACAGAAGAGAUGAUGAGCAGUCUUAAUAGUGUAAAGAACAAGCCAAUACAAAGAAAAAAGAAACUUGCAGAAAGUGGAAAUACCACGAAGAAACCAGCGAAACGCGCAAGAAGGAAGCAUAACUGGGAGGAUGAAGACAGUGAAAAGGAUUCCAACGAGAGUGGAAGUGAUAUAGCCUUGACUGAUGAUGACACCAAGGAAAAGAGGAGAGGCCCAACGAGAAAAGCUCGUCCGAAUGGCAAGCGUAUACAUGACUCUGAUGAAGAUGAAGAUGAAGAUGAAGAUGAAGAAAAUGACGAGAAUAUGUCAGUCGAAUCUGUAACUGCUUGAAUAUCACCUAUUCAAAUUGAAAAUACCUUCACUACUUAAAAAUCAAUUAUGUAAUUAUAUUCACU
Wallemia mellicola CBS 633.66 is the source of this 3749-nucleotide messenger RNA. RefSeq lists its product as hypothetical. The coding region runs from base 1 to 3684 and encodes 1227 amino acids. Gene Ontology annotation, biological process: mitotic sister chromatid cohesion; DNA repair. The transcript is spliced from 10 exons. Lineage: Eukaryota; Fungi; Basidiomycota; Wallemiomycetes; Wallemiales; Wallemiaceae. Gene Ontology annotation, cellular component: chromatin; nucleus. The record is from RefSeq and is a predicted model, not a curated record.